Messenger RNA from Amborella trichopoda, 2510 nucleotides. Its product is annotated as protein ESMERALDA 1. The record is from RefSeq and is a predicted model, not a curated record. NCBI's taxonomy places the organism in Eukaryota, Viridiplantae, Streptophyta, Magnoliopsida, Amborellales, Amborellaceae.
GACAGAGAUUAGCACAUGGAAGCAAAACCAAGGUCUAGAGAGAGAAAGAGAGGCGACAAGACAUUUUGGGAUUUCAAAAGACCGUCGGAAUACGUUACGGAGAGCAGGUCAAAGGGAACUGGAACGCAAAGAGUAGAGAGAGAAAGAGAGGCACGUGCCCCUCGUGCACGCGCUCUCUUUAGAGAGAGAGAGAGAGAGAGAGAGAACCAGCAAGACAAAAACCAUACGUUUCCAUCACUAACAGAGAGGGAGAUCCCCUCUCCAGAAAGAGGAAGACUCACACAGGAACCGAUAGAAAUACACUACUGACAUUAGAGAGAGAGAGAGAUCCCAAGGCCAUUCUAGAGAGAAAAAGAGAUGAACGUCCACAACCGGUUGCCAAGCCUAGGGCACAGCACAUCAUCGCCGCGUGCUUCUCCCCUUAGGUCACCGGGUCUAAGGCAUGGGAAAGGGAAGGGGCAGAGAAGCCUGGUUCAGAGGGUGACAUUGGCCCUUCUUUCAGUUUUCUUGAGGAGACAGGGCGUAUUCUUGUUCGCCCCAUUGAUUUACAUAUCAGGAAUGCUUCUUUACAUGGGGAGCGUCUCUUUCGAUGUACCUCAAAUCUCAGUGCGCCCACCUCCUGGCUCUAUUUAUAAAAGUCCUGAAGUGUUCAGGAAUUUGUGGCCACAGAUGAAUGCUGAUAAUUCCUCUUCUGAUGGGCUGGCAAGUGUAUGGAGACGCCCUUAUAAAGGAGAAGAAUGGAAACCUUGUAUAAACAGAACGUUAGAUGGAGGUUUGCCAGAUUCAAAUGGUUAUAUUUAUAUCGAGGCAAAUGGUGGUUUGAAUCAGCAGCGAACAUCAAUCUGCAACGCUGUAGCAGUUGCUGGCUACCUAAAUGCAACUCUAGUAAUUCCAAAUUUUCAUUUCCAUAGUGUCUGGCGAGAUCCCAGUAAAUUCAACGAUAUAUAUGAUGAGGAGCAUUUUAUUAGUUCCUUGAAAGACAAUGUGAGGGUUGUUAGCAAGCUUCCUGAAUACAUAAUGGAUCGAUUUGAUCACAAUAUGAGUAAUGUUUAUAAUUUCAAAAUUAAGGCUUGGUCAUCGAUUCAGUAUUACAAGGCUGUGGUUCUCCCGAAGCUUCUUGAAGAGCAGGUCAUAAGGAUUUCUCCAUUUGCAAAUCGUCUGUCAUUUGAUGUCCAACCGCCUGUCCAACGAUUCAGAUGCUUGGCAAACUAUGAGGCAUUGAGGUUUUCAAAUCCUAUUGCUUCUAUUGCUGACAAACUGGUUGAGCGGAUGAAAGAACACAGUGCGAGUAAUAAUGGGGAAUAUGUUUCCGUCCAUCUUCGCUUUGAAGAGGAUAUGGUAGCAUUUUCUUGCUGUGUAUUUGAUGGUGGUGAGCAAGAGAAACUAGAAAUGAAUGCUGCGAGGGAAAGAGGUUGGAGGGGGAAAUUCACUAGAGCUGGUCGUGUCAUACGACCUGGAGCAAUCAGGAUCAAUGGGAAAUGCCCCUUAACCCCGUUGGAGGUGGGACUAAUGCUCAGAGGUAUGGGUUUUGAUAAUAAUACAGCGAUUUUUUUGGCAUCUGGAAGGAUCUACAAGGCAGAAAACACUAUGGCCCCCCUUCUCCAAAUGUUUCCUCUUUUACAGACCAAAGAGACACUGGCCUCUGAUGAAGAACUGGCCCCAUUCAAGAACUACUCCUCCAGGAUGGCUGCUAUAGACUACACUGUUUGCCUCCAUAGUGAAGUAUUUGUUACAACACAAGGCGGAAACUUCCCUCAUUUUCUAAUGGGUCACAGGAGAUUCUUAUAUGGUGGACAUUCGAAGACAAUCAGACCUGACAAACGAAAGUUGGUGCAGAUAUUUGGUAAUCCAAAUAUUGGGUGGAAGAACUUUAAGCGGCAAAUGCUAGUUAUGAGAUCCCACAGCGACGCCAAGGGCAUGGAGAUCAGAAGGCCAAAUGACUCCAUCUACACCUUCCCCUGUCCAGAUUGCAUGUGCAGGGCUAACAAUUUGGAUGAUAGCCAACCUAAAUCACUUUCAUGAAACUAUUUUUGACGAAGUUCUAAUUAUUCAUCACCUUUGCUCCAUGUGAUCCUCGUUGGGGGAAUUCGUCAUGUAUUUUAUCAGCACAUGCUUCACCAUUCAUUGUUUGAAAUUUUGCCAAUAUCACAAUUCUUUUGUUCUGACACUGCUAGAGUGCGGAUGUAGAACCAAUUUUUGGUGGAGCAAAUUGCUCGGUUUUGAAGAGCACCAGAGAACCAACCCCCUUGUAAAUGUUCAAAUAGAAGAAGGAAGAGAUUCGAUUUUUUAGGACCGGCAAUUGCACAUACAUACUGGGGUUUGACUUAAAUACUUCGGCAUUGUGAUGUGAGAAACUCUACAAUCUGUUGUGAUUCUUCUUGGUCUUGCAGCCUCAUUUUUUUGUACAUGAUUGAUUUAUCGUCAUUCAUGACUGUAAGAAAGGAAUCCCAAUUUAACUUUUGUAAUCAUUCAAAUUCAAUGGCAAUUCUUUUGUGUGUAUUUCCAUAAGA